Molecule: messenger RNA, 1952 nt
Organism: Nicotiana tabacum (common tobacco)
Lineage: Eukaryota; Viridiplantae; Streptophyta; Magnoliopsida; Solanales; Solanaceae
Product: AT-hook motif nuclear-localized protein 18
Biological process (GO): vegetative to reproductive phase transition of meristem
Cellular component (GO): nucleus
Molecular function (GO): DNA-binding transcription factor activity; minor groove of adenine-thymine-rich DNA binding
Source: RefSeq, a predicted model, not a curated record
UGCAAAAACUACACCAAACAUGCCAGAUCCAAGUCUUCUCUUUCUCAAGAUAAGUUAGCUAACCCUAACUCUAGUGCUGCUAUUGUCUUCUGCAAGUAAGGAAAAUAAGCACUUAGAAAUUUCAGAGAAGCUGGCAUCAUAUAAUAGUAUUGAUUAGUAAGAGUUUUUGUCAAGUUGGACAGAUAGGGUGAGUUUACAAGCUGUGAAUUCUUGGUUGGUGACACCCAAAAUGUCCAAAAGUCCACUUGUUCUUCUUUUCUCUUCUUCUUUAUGAUGAAGAAUAUGUGAGUUUCUUGAUUCAACAAACCCCCCUUGCAAAAGUAAGAAAACAGGAAAAAAGAAUAUGAGUUAAAGAAACCAACCAAAGUCUACUCAUUUUCUUUUUCAACCUUUCCCCACUAUCUACCUUUCAUAUCAUUACAUCCUUUCCCUUUCUUGUACUUUCAUUUUCUUUGCUUCUCCAACUCUAUUUCUCCGGUCUUAUCAUCUCCAUAUCUUAUCGAAGAAAUAGAGAAUAACAUAAGCGGAUUCAAGAUUUAGAGUCAACGGGGUCAAAGUAGACGCGAUCUAUUAGAUAUUUGCAUUUUCAACUUCUUUGUUUUCUUCGGGUAAGUGAUUCUAACAAAAUUAGUGGUUUAGUUGAAUCCGCUGAACCUGCUCUAGAUCUGCCUCUGAGAAUUAAACCAAAAGAGUAUGGAUCCGUCGAACAAUUCACUCCCCCCUCCUUUCCAUACAAGAAAUUUUAACUUACAACACCACCAACAGCAGCAGCUACACCACCUUCAAUUCCAACACAACUCAGAAGAUGAACAAAGUGGAACAAGUGGCCUAAACAUGUCCGGGCAAAAGAGAGAUCGCGAAGACAACAACGACGACAACAACAACAAUAACAAUAAUAAUUCGAAUGCUGAGGAAUCAAACGACGAAUUAGGUUCUAAUGGAACCAAUAGAGAUGGGGAGUUCAAUAGAAGGCCUAGAGGUAGACCUGCUGGAUCCAAGAACAAACCCAAGGCACCAAUUAUCAUCACUAGAGAUAGUGCAAAUGCCCUUAGAACUCAUGUCAUGGAAAUUGCAGAUGGUUGUGAUAUUAUGGAAAGUGUUUCAAAUUUUUCAAGAAGACGUCAAAGAGGGGUUUGUAUUAUGAGUGGAACAGGCAAUGUUACUAAUGUAAACCUAAGACAACCAGCUUCACCAGGUGCGAUUGCAACCCUACAUGGGCGUUUUGAGAUUUUAUCCUUAGCCGGAUCAUUUCUACCACCACCAGCACCACCAGCAGCGUCAGGAUUGACUAUAUAUUUAGCCGGCGGACAAGGACAAGUGGUGGGAGGUUGUGUGGUAGGGGCACUAAUGGCAUCCGGUCCGGUUGUGAUUAUGGCAGCUUCGUUUAGCAAUGCAGCUUAUGAAAGACUUCCACUAGAGGAGGAGGAUUCAAAUUCGCUUCCACCUCAAGGAGGUUCACUAGGUUCUCCUCGAGCUAUUGCUCCAGGAGAACGACAACAACAACAACAAUUAUUAACUGACCCGUCGUUGUUUCAUGGAAUGCCACCCAACCUUCUCAACAAUGUUCAAUUACCUUCUGAGGGUUAUUGGGCAACUGGUCAACCUCCAUUCUAACUAGCUGAAAUUCACAGACGACGGGUCGGGUAAUUUUCUUUGAUUCACUUUUUUAAGGUCAUGGCCCUCCAGUUUUGGAUCAUAUCCAAAACUCGAGGGCCAUAACCUUUAAUCUCUCAGUAGUCUUCAAGAAAUCUUAGCAAUGAUUUCUAGGUAAAGGGUUUUCGUGUGUUGACCAUUUCAAGUUCUUCAUAUAAUGUUCCUUUUAGUAACAUUACACUUUGAAUUUUAAGUCCUUUUUCAGGUUUUUCGAAUGUGAGUUUGAUAUGAUGAUCAAAUGAUAUGAAAUAUUUGUCAUUUGACAUGUGCUGAAUGUUGUAAAAUCCUUUUUUUCUAUA